AUGCGUCUCUUUUUGAUCCCCAUCUCGACACGCCGGGCGUUAAUAUACUCUCGACCGCUACGUAAAGAUAUUCCGAAGGAGCUUUCAAUACUCGAUCGCGUGACCAGCAAGGCAGCUCAAACGUGGGCAAAAUGGGAAGAAGCUGAUGGGGGCUGGAAGAAGCGCCUGGUGACUUGGGGCAAUACGGUUCAGCAACGGAUUCCAUUUGAAGAAUGGGGACUCAAGAGUAUUCCGUCACUCAAAUCCCAGAAGCGAACCGAUGAGGCACACGGAACCAAGAAAAUCGACGUGCUGUACCCAGGAAACUCAUUGCGUUUGGAGAAACUGCCCGCUCUGUUGCGGACCAUAGCCACAGAACGGCAGGAAUUCCACCGGAAGAAGAUGCGAUGGAGUUUGGGGAUUGCCCCGUUCACAGCGCCUCUCGGCCUGAUUCCAAUCGUCCCAAAUAUUCCUUUCUUCUAUCUAGCAUACAGGGGUUGGUCCCAUUGGCGAGCAUUGAAUGGUUCGCAACACCUGGAAUUCCUGGUGGAGAAGAAUCUCCUCAAUCCUAUUUCCCUUCCCGAAUUGGAGCGACUAUAUGCCAAGCGUGCAUCAUACGCCCUUGAUGAUACCCCGAUUGAUACCCCUGCAAUUGAGAUGGUCGAGGACAUCGAGCAGAGUGACGAGAGAGUUCUCCUGAAGAUGCCCGAUGCCAAGAAGCUUGCAACGAUCUUGGAUGCGCCUGAGCUUGCUCUAGAGGCUGAGCGAGCCAUCGUCCAAGUGAGCGCACAGCUCAAAGCGCAUGCAGAGGAAGCGAAAGCGAAAGCACAAGCCAGCUCCGAUGAGAAAAAGAACGAUGAGAAAAAGAACUUAUAA
This is a messenger RNA of Penicillium longicatenatum, 855 nucleotides long. Its product is annotated as mitochondrial K+-H+ exchange-related family protein. The transcript is spliced from 3 exons. Gene Ontology annotation, cellular component: mitochondrial inner membrane. Gene Ontology annotation, biological process: potassium ion transport; proton transmembrane transport. The coding region runs from base 1 to 855 and encodes 284 amino acids. NCBI's taxonomy places the organism in Eukaryota, Fungi, Ascomycota, Eurotiomycetes, Eurotiales, Aspergillaceae. The record is from RefSeq and is a predicted model, not a curated record.